CAAAAUCAGAGAACUAGGGAUAGGUUUUGGACUUGGUGAUCAGAGAUUCAAAACUACUGAUAUGCCUCGAUAUGAAAGUAAAAAUGACGAUCGCAGAAGAUCGUCUCCGUAUUCUUACGAAGAUCGGAAGUCGCAUCAUCACCAGAGCCAGUCUAAUGGAUCACAGCACUACAGAGUGAAGGCUAAUGGUUCUGGAGAUCAAGACCAUCACAGUCACCGUGAGGAGUACAAGGAUAAAAACACUAGGAGCUACAGAAGAAAUGACGACAAUGAGGAUUACAGCCGUUCCAGGAACCAUAAAUUUGACAGGCGCCAGGAUCGUGGAGGUAGAGAGAAGGGUGAGACACGUAGAUCCCGUUCUAGGUCAAAGGAUUGGUCUCAUGACAAAGCUAGAUCAAGAUCAAGUUCUCCUUUACCACCAAAGAGCAAGCGGACAAGUGGCUUUGAUAUGGCUCCACCAGUUGCAGCAUCUUUUUCUAGUGGGGCAGAAGGCAAUAUUGGACUUUAUGUCCCACCAUGCUACUCGUGGGCGUGAGGACUGUAGAUUUAAUUCAACGAGGAAUCAGUGCUUCGGUUAGCUGGAACUUUUCCAUCAUCAACAGCAACUGUUGUAAUUUGGUAGACUCACAAUUGUUAUCCAGGAACCUGCAGUGGUGGAAUAUAAUUCUUGUUUUAUUAUCUGAAUGGUAUACAAUAUCUUGAACAAUUUCUGGGUUCUUCCAACG
Messenger RNA from Solanum verrucosum, 725 nucleotides. Its product is annotated as splicing factor U2af large subunit A-like. The record is from RefSeq and is a predicted model, not a curated record. The transcript is spliced from 6 exons. Bases 62 to 535 code for a protein of 157 amino acids. Lineage: Eukaryota; Viridiplantae; Streptophyta; Magnoliopsida; Solanales; Solanaceae.